AUGAGUCUAUUAUUAAAUGAAAUUAAAAAAUAUGUAAAACCAAAAGAAAUACCUCAAAAUGUAAUUAGGAUGAAGAAAACUAUUAAUAACAAAGAAGAAGAAGGGAUUCUUAUUUUAGCAAUACUUGAUCCUAGGACUAAGUUUCUUGAAUUUGUUGAUGAAGAAAUUCAUAAUAAACAAAAGAUUUAUUAA
Messenger RNA from Funneliformis geosporum, 192 nucleotides. The record is from the annotation of a GenBank genome assembly. NCBI's taxonomy places the organism in Eukaryota, Fungi, Glomeromycota, Glomeromycetes, Glomerales, Glomeraceae.